This is a messenger RNA of Triplophysa rosa, 2233 nucleotides long. RefSeq names its product Era-like 12S mitochondrial rRNA chaperone 1 (gene eral1). Gene Ontology annotation, molecular function: ribosomal small subunit binding; GTP binding; rRNA binding. Bases 139 to 1503 code for a protein of 454 amino acids. The record is from RefSeq and is a predicted model, not a curated record. The transcript is spliced from 11 exons. Gene Ontology annotation, cellular component: mitochondrial matrix. Lineage: Eukaryota; Metazoa; Chordata; Actinopteri; Cypriniformes; Nemacheilidae. Gene Ontology annotation, biological process: ribosomal small subunit assembly.
UUCUCCACGACGAAAGCAGCAUGUCUGUGCCCUUAAGACAUGCGUAAACAAACAUGGAGAGUGUGAGAACGUUGUCCAAAGAAUACCGUUAGCAGAAGUCUAAAAUCGAUCUCUUAUAAACAGAAAAAGAUCUCAGCAAUGAGCUUACGAAUCUGCGAGACCUUUUUAAGAAGGUCGCUGCGAUUUUCGACGACCCGAUCACUGACAGCAGCACGAGGACAUGCGUCACUGCGUCUGCGUACAGGUUGCGCGGUUGUUGAUGCACACGUAGUGAGAAAAUGUCUCUUUCAAUAUGCUCCGGUCCGAUUGGUGUCUUCAGAUGCAUUUUUGGAGAGAUUACAGAAGGGGGGAGCUGUUGUGUCCAGCGAAGGUCAUACUCAACAGCCUGUCCCGUCAGACCGCGGUCAUCAAUUUUCCUUAUUGCUAAAGGAUCCUGAUCAACCUGAGAACCCCAGAUCUCUUAAAGUGGCCGUAGUGGGCGCCCCGAACGCUGGCAAAUCCACACUGACCAACCAGCUGCUGGGCAGAAAGUUGUUUGCAGUGUCCGAGAAAGUGCACACAACAAGAUCGCGUUCUGUUGGUGUUCUGACUGAGGAUGACACACAAAUUGUUUUGUUGGAUACCCCUGGUCUCACCACACCGAUAAAGGCUAAAAGACACCAGCUGGAAGAAUCGCUGUUGGUGGAUCCUUUUGAGUCUUUGCAGAAAGCUGAUCUAGUUGUUGUGUUAGUUGAUGUGUCUGAUAAAUGGACCCGUAACAAGCUGCACCUUGAAGUACUGAAGUGUCUGGCCCUAAAUCCAGAUGUACCUGCCAUCCUUGUCCUCAAUAAGGUGGACCUACUGAAGAGCAAAAUGUUGCUGCUAGACAUCACGGCACAGCUGACCGAGGGGGUGGUGAAUGGAAAAAAGAUCAGGAUUCGUGGUGUAGCGAAGUCAAAUCAAAGACUAGCAGCCAAAGCUCAAAGCAGACAUGCAGAAGAAGCGAAUUCUGAGAGCACGGAGAAAGAGUCAUCAGAUCAAGAGAGUCAGAACAAAAACAGACUGAGCAGAGAGGAGCUGAAGGAUCUGAAGAGCCGCAGCGGGUGGCCACAUUUUAAAGAUGUAUUCAUGCUAAGUGCUGUCGACAGAGAAGAUGUAGAGACAAUAAAGAGUUACCUGUUUCAAGUGGCAAAGCCUCGUGAGUGGCAGUAUCACAGUGAAGUACUGACAGAUCAAAGUCCCGAGGAUGUCUGCCUCAACACUAUCAGAGAGAAACUUCUACAACAUUUCCCUAAGGAGGUGCCAUAUACAAUGACCCUGCAAAUUGAAAUGUGGAAGGAGUCUGAGGAUGGCGUGCUCGACAUAUUAGUCAAACUGUAUGUAAUAAAAGACAGUCAUAUGAAAAUGGUUAUUGGUCCAGGAGGCCAGAUGAUAACCAGAAUAACCCAGGAAGCUGGAAAUGACCUAAUGAACAUUUUCUUGCGGGAAAUAUGCUUAAAAAUCUCUGCAAAGUUGAAGAAGUGAAGUUCAGUUAUGAGUUAUGAGAACCUAUAACCGAUGCAAAGAGAUACAGAAGCCUGGAAGAAGUUAUUACAGAGAGUCGUUGGUUUUUCUCAAAAAGUGAAAGUAAAGAUUAAAGUGGAAAGUGGAAUUCAGCGGCACAAUAAAUUAUUUUUCCAUAUAAAUUCAGUAACAUGUUGUCAAUUUUAUUAUCAAUACUUUGUUAAUUGAUAAUGCUUGUAUUAAUAAUUACUUUUAUAAAUGACCUGCUUCUGCAUAAACACAUGGGAAGAUCCAUCACACUAUGUCUUUGUAGUGUCUUUGUUAUUGCGUAUUGUAAUGUCUUUGUUAUUGCAAUGUAGUUGUAAGUUACUCACUGUCGCUCAGUGGAAUCAUUUUUAAAAUGUGCUGCUUGUGCUCCAUCACCAAUUUCAUCAACUGAGUGUUUUUCUGAGUCAGUUUCAUAAAGUGAAUUGUAAGAGAACUGUUCACACGAGUUUCACUAAUGGAGGUUUUGCAGAUUUCCGUCGUGGGAAACGUAAGAUCACUUUAUCUUCAGAGUCCAGAAGACAGUGCUUUGGCACACAUACUGUAUGCAAAAUUGCAAAAGGAGCUGGCAGAAUCAGCUUAUUCAGUCAACAGUUACACGCCUUGCAAAGAGCAUGUGCUUGUAUUAUUGAUAGAUAUUUUUUGUUUUGUUUUAAUUAUGUGACAAAGUUAUUUGCUGAAAUAAACAUUUAAAUUAUGCAACCAA